Molecule: messenger RNA, 831 nt
Organism: Chelmon rostratus (copperband butterflyfish)
Lineage: Eukaryota; Metazoa; Chordata; Actinopteri; Chaetodontiformes; Chaetodontidae
Product: flavin-containing monooxygenase 5-like
Exons: 5
Coding region: 1-831 (276 amino acids)
Molecular function (GO): N,N-dimethylaniline monooxygenase activity; NADP binding; flavin adenine dinucleotide binding
Source: RefSeq, a predicted model, not a curated record
AUGGUUCAGAAGGUGGCCGUGAUCGGUGCGGGGAUUUCUGGUCUGACCAGCAUCAAGGCCUGUUUGGAUGAAGGUCUGGAGCCCACCUGCUUUGAGAGCAGCCAUGACAUUGGGGGUCUAUGGAGAUUUAAAGACGAUCCAGAGCCUGGACGGGCCAACAUCUAUUUCUCUGUGAUCAUCAACAGCUCCAAAGAGAGGAUGGCCUUCAGUGACUUCCCUCCUCCAGCUCAUUUCCCCAACAACAUGCACCACUCUGAGAUGCUGCAGUAUCUACGUCUCUACGCUCAAGCCUUCAAACUGCUGCAGCACAUACGCUUCCAGACGACCGUGGUCAGUGUGAAGCACAGGACAGAUUUUGCUGCGACAGGCCAGUGGGAGGUGGAGACAGAGAACAGAGAGGGUCAGAGGGACACUCAUGUUUUUGACGCCGUGCUGGUUUGUACCGGACACUUCACCCGACCUCACCUGCCACUCAAAGACUUCCCAGGUAUUGAGAGCUUUGAAGGCAGAUAUUUCCACAGCUGGGAUUACCGCAACGCUGAGGGUCUGCAGGGGAAAAGAGUGGUGGUGAUCGGGAUUGGGAGUUCUGGAGGUGACAUUUCUGUGGAUAUCAGUAGAGUUGCUGAGAAGGUGUACCUCGCUACCCGGAGCGGAGCCUGGGUUGUGAGCCGUGUAGGAGAGGGGGGACUCCCAGUGGACAUGUUAGGGACGUCCCGAAAGGAUUUAAUGCUGCAGAAGCUCUUCCCCUCAUGGAGCGCCAGGAUGUUGGAAAAGAAAGUGAACAAAGUAUUUGAUCAUGGACUAUAUGGCCUGAAACCAAAACAUGGGUAA